Molecule: messenger RNA, 2859 nt
Organism: Salpingoeca rosetta
Lineage: Eukaryota; Choanoflagellata; Craspedida; Salpingoecidae
Exons: 23
Coding region: 1-2859 (952 amino acids)
Biological process (GO): signal transduction; regulation of GTPase activity
Cellular component (GO): cytoplasm
Molecular function (GO): guanyl-nucleotide exchange factor activity; protein binding
Source: RefSeq, a predicted model, not a curated record
AUGGCCGAGAAUCAGGAGGUGCAGACCUUCCGGGCCCUCUACAACUUUGAGGCACAAGAGGACGACGAACUGGACUUGCAGGCUGGCGAUCUGAUUGAUGUCUACGUUGUACAUGAAGGUGAAUGGGGCACAGGCGUCUCGCGCCGCAACUUGAAGGAGGGCGCUUUCCCUUGGAGCUAUGUGCAGCCCUAUAAGCAAGCUGGCGUGGGCCACAAGUUUGAGCCCAUCACAGUUACCGUGCCAACGGUCGAUUGGCACACGCAUGCCUUUAUCUGGGGAGCUGGCAUGGCUGGCGAGGCCGUCCAAUGCACUGUGUGUGGCUUCACGUGCCACAAGCGGAGCAAGUUCUUUGUGGAGAACAACAGCGCUUCAGAGUGCAUUCCCAACCGCAACAUUGUGCGCCCGUCAUCGCGGCCCAUCGAUGACUGGACUGUGGAGGACGUGCACCUCUUCAUGGUCGCGACGAAGCUCAAUGACUACGCGCUGCUGUUUCUGGACAAAGGAGUGACUGGCGGGAAGCUCAAGUCGCUGAACCACAAGAAGCUGCAAAGCCUCGGGGUUGAUGAUACACCGCACAGGAAGAUGGUGAUGGCGUGCAUCGAGGAGAUUCUGGGGCAGACAACAAACACCGCAUCGAUGACGUUCCAGCAGCGCUGCCAGCUCUCAAAGACUGAGGAGUUUGACCCCGUGCAGAUUAUGGACCUCGUCCCGAUUGAGGAUCCACACGACAGCGUUGUUGUUGUGAAGGGCCACCGGUUCAAGCUGAAGAGCUACGCCAACAUGACGUGGUGUGACUCAAGCCUCAAGCCCCUCUUUGGCCUGCAGACACAGGGCCUCCAGUGCACAGUGUGUGGGUACAAUGUGUCACGACAGUACCUGUACCAGGUGCCGUCCUGCCAGCCCGAAAUGGCAAUCACACACUCCCCACUCCCCGCCGGAGCAAAGUGCGGGCACAUGUUUGGUGUGCCGCUGGAAGGGCAGAUGCACACGGGCAAAGAGGUUCCCAUUGUCAUUGAGAAGUGCAUUCAAGCGCUGGAGAGCGGAAAGGGCCUCAAGACAUCGCAUCUGUAUGUUCAGAUGGGCAACGUGUCGCGUGUCCGCGUCCUGCAGGCAGAGCUCCUCAUGGACCCAAACAAGACGCUUGAGGGCCAGGAUGCACACGUGGUGGCAACGCUGCUCAAGCGCUACUUUGCCGAGCUGCCAGAGCCGCUGGUGCCGUUUGCGUGGUACGACCGCUUCAUCGCCGCUGCGCUGCUGCCGACGGAGGCCGAGCAGGUGGCUGAGCUCGACCGCCUCGUGCCGCAGCUCCCGCCCCAGAGGCAGAAGAUCAUGGAGGUCCUCCUCGCCCACCUCGGCAGGGUGCUUGGAAACUACAAGUCGACGAAGGUUGAUGCGGAGGCGCUCGGCAAGGCGUGGGGCCACCUGUUCCUCAUGCCUGCACCCCGAGAGAUGGGCAAGGCCGCGGUGGAGCACGCCGCACAGUGCAACGCCGUCAAGCUGCUCAUUGGCAAGUGCAAGUGCGGUGGGCUGCCCACCACGGCCUCGGGCGCUGCGCCACCGCUGCACCCGCGUCGGAAGGCCUCUGUGCGCCGUCCGGCCAGCUCGCUCGUGACCCAGUCAAACUACGAAAACGUCGUCCUCCCGCGCCAGCCAACAGUGACGAAAUCGCCUCGGCCGCCCCCACCGCGCACGCCCCGCCCGCGAGUGAACACGGUCUCGCAGAAGGAGCAGGUGAUGGACGACGCGUGGUACGCCGGCAACAUGGACCGCGCCGCCGCAGAGGCAACGCUGGCCCCGCUUGCAGACGGAUCGUUCCUCGUUCGCGCGAGCCGAACUCGACGCGGCUUCACCCUCACCGUCAAAUUCCUUGAGGUGCGGCAUAUCGUGAUUGUCGAGAGCAAGGGCAAGUUUGGCUUCUCCGAACCAACGACCUUCCCAUCUGUUGCGGAUUUGAUUCGCCACUUCCAAUCUGUGAGCCUGGCAUACUACAACGCGGAGCUGGAAACAACACUGGCCUACCCGUACAAGACUGCGCCGCGGGCCGGGGAGAACGACGUUCAGUUUGACGACGAGCUUGCGGAUGAUGACAUCUACGUGAGCAACGUGUAUGCGCUGCGGGAGCGGCUUGCACGGCAGCACCGCGACUUCCGUCAUGAGCGCCAGGCCCCGCCCGUCGAGGCAUAUGAGCAGCCGCCCGAACCCGUUGACAAGGAGGGCCUCGCACACUUGGACAAGCAAAUGAAAGAGUUGGAGCGGAGUCUGAAGGCGCAGCAGAUGAUCUCCAGAAUGCUCCGCGAACACUUGCAGCUGAACGAGACAAAGCGGGCGAGCGCGGGCACGGAGCAGAAUGCUGUUGCGCUGGAGACGCACCACGCCAGCAUGAAGUCUCUGCUCGAUGAAUCAGAACGCAAGGAAAAGGACAUCCUUGCUGAUCUUGAGCAGACGGCCAAGGCGAAUCAGGCCGCCAGCAACUACGAGGAGGUCAAGCUCAAGAAGCGUGAGGAGGCGGCGCCUGCUCGUCCACCGCCGGCCGCUGCUCCCCAGCAGUCCGGUCUCGCCAUGUACUACCUCGGCCAGAUCAGCCGCACAGACGCAAAGCGCUACUUGGCAGGGCAGCCUGUGGGAACCUUCCUCGUCCGCAAGAGUGGGCGCGGUCACCCUUACACCAUGGAUGUUGUGUAUGACGGUGAGGUGAAGCACAUCCCCGUGCUGUAUGAUGGCGUCCUCUACGGCCUCGCGAAACCCCUCUCCUUCGACAGCGUCGAGGCGCUGGUGAAAUUUUACCGCAAAGUGCCGCUCUCCGACAGCAUCAACACCAUCCUCACCGGCGCAAUCAAGGAGAGAACCACCAUCCCAUGA